This is a messenger RNA of Hypoxylon trugodes, 2900 nucleotides long. Its product is annotated as NLI interacting factor-like phosphatase-domain-containing protein. NCBI's taxonomy places the organism in Eukaryota, Fungi, Ascomycota, Sordariomycetes, Xylariales, Hypoxylaceae. The record is from RefSeq and is a predicted model, not a curated record. The transcript is spliced from 3 exons. Bases 702 to 2267 code for a protein of 521 amino acids. Gene Ontology annotation, molecular function: protein serine/threonine phosphatase activity.
AUAGCACCAAUAGUUUUCUUUUUCUGUUGAGCCCGGUGCACCUCCAGCGCUGUACGUUCAGCAACCGUCUACCGCAAUAAACUCCCCGGGCCAACCUACUGAAUCUACAUACAAUUACUGUACCUAUACCUACUCUACUGUCUCUAUCAACCUGAACUCCAAGUAACUUUUGGAACCUUUCUGGAGCUUCUUUGCUAGAACAAAGAUCAAUCGACCCCUACGAAUACGAGUAACUUUUUCGCGACAGCGUGUUUUUAUUUUACUGAUUUUGUCUCACGAAAAAACAACAAAGCUUGACGAUCAACUAGGAAUGACUUGUAUAGGAGAAACAAGUAAAAUCUGUCGUCACUGUCGCGCGUAAUCACACCCAUCUUUCUCUUUACCGAGGAUUGAAAAAAAAAAAGAGAGGCCCCGAUUUAUCUAUCGUAUAUACAUACCUAAAACCUCGUAUACGCUGUCAACUCUCUAGAACAUUUUCGCCUUUCAACUUUUUAAAAAUAGGGACAUAAGGACGGGGACCAAACACGACUCGGGCAAUCCAGCCCGGCCGAUCGAUCUCAAUCGUAUUAUCCACCCUUAUUGCCCGCCGGUCCCCAUUAACUAUCCCAAAUCCUCUCGACUGAAUACAUAAUAACAAUAUCCUUCAUUUAUUCUUCGGCGGGCAAACAUCGAUCCUUCAUGGCUUGCAGGUCGACCGGAAGAUGAACUCCCUCAAUAUAAUAUCCGCGCGCGUCUCCCCGACCUCAAGUCCUGCCCCUUCGCGAUCCAACUCCCUAAGCCAUAUCGGUUUGGCUGUCGCUCAGUCCGAUGACAACCCAACGCCUUCGGGCGAGACAUCACCGUCCAAUGAGAAAGACACAAUAACCUCCGAACCAAACGAGAGCCCAUUUGCUACAGAUGGCGACGCAACCAAUUUUCAAAGCGUGGAUGAAAAGACACCCUUAUUAGAAAAACAUGAUUUUAAGGAGACGAGCAUUCGUUCUUAUUCAUGGCAUAUUAUUCCCGGGCGCAUAGCGAACAGUUUGGUAAACUCUCUCCGAUGGGUUCUAUCUACUAUUGCCGCUCCUGGAGUGUAUUUGGUUGCUUGUUUUUAUGAUGAACAAGGCAAUUUCGCUCCGCUGCGACAAUUUAGAAGCUUAUUUGGAAGAUAUGGAGGCGACACGCGCAAACUCGCGGCCGAUUACCAGGAGAAUAUCGCGGUUACCGACGAGAAAUCUUCAAAUCGCUCCGCUCAAAAUGCGAGAGGGAAGCACGCUUUCUCGUCUUCCCGUCCGAUACUCUCGUCUGGUACUUCGUCUUCCGGUCUAUCGUCGGAGUCAGAAUCGGAAGCAAGUAUUAAACCCCAGAGUUCUCGUCGCGGUUCCGGUUCUUCCGGUCGUCAUGCACGAUCUAAGUCAGUUGAUCCCACAGAUGAUGUUGCUCCGACAAGAAGGUCGAUAAGAAUUAAGCUGAAUAACGAUGAGGCAAUGCGCCAGCGCAAACACAAGAAGGCCCAGUCCGUGAGUACUAGCAGCGGCGCGAAAGGCAGUGAGGCCUCAGCGGAUCUAUCAGCGCAGCUUAAAUCUCCUACCUCACCUGUUGGAGCCCUGACCAAAUACCCCAAAACCCCUGCUCCCCCUAGGCCAUUAAUACCGAGGCGACAACCCUCUUACCUCCCCUACGAACCUCUCGACCCGAAACAGCUGAAGACUUUGAUACUGGACUUGGAUGAAACCUUGAUACACAGUAUGUCAAAGGGAGGUCGAAUGGGCUCUGGACACAUGGUCGAAGUACGGUUAAAUACGACAUACGUCGGAAGUGGUGGUCAACAAGCCUUAGGGCCCCAACACCCCAUUCUAUACUAUGUCCACAAGCGACCGUACUGCGACGAAUUUCUUCGAAAGGUCUGUAAAUGGUUUAAUCUUGUUGUCUUCACUGCAUCUGUACAAGAAUAUGCCGAUCCCGUCAUCGACUGGCUCGAGUCUGAGAGGAAAUUCUUCUCGGGCAGAUUCUACCGACAGCACUGCACGUUCAGGCACGGCGCAUUUAUCAAGGAUCUUAGCUCCAUAGAACCUGACCUGAGCAAGGUUAUGAUUCUAGACAACAGCCCCCUAAGCUAUAUGUUCCAUCAAGACAAUGCGAUUCCCAUUCAGGGAUGGAUCAAUGACCCUACAGAUAACGACCUGCUACAUCUAGUACCUCUACUAGAAGGGCUGCAGUAUGUUUCAGAUGUCAGAGCAUUACUUGCAUUAAGGGGCGGAGAGGAUGGACAGCAUAUGAUGACGUGAAUACAAUAAAAAAGAUGAAUCAAGCCUUUUUUUGAAGACAAAACACAUAGCGGGUGUUAAUUGGUAUUGGCAGUGGGGAAGGGAAUUGAUACACCGAGGUCUAGCAUUCAAGGAACUCCAAAUCCCACCAAUACGUGCAUGCGUUAUACAAGGUCUAAGGCGUUAAUAUAAUAAGUGUACAUUUUCCAGAGCAAACAAAGCAACAACAUGAGAGGCGUCUCUGUAUAUCCUGGUUUGGUCUAUUCUGGUCCGGACCGACCCGGUUGUAAUAAUUCUGAGGCUAUCUAGUGGGAAUGUAGGCAUUUCCGGUUUUGGUGGUACCUGACCAAUUCACGGCGUCAUCAAUUCGUGAGCUUUAGAAGCUAUGAUGGCUUGAAUGGGGUCACCUCUACGAAUAAAGUGGUUUUCCGAUUACGUUCAAGCCACAGCUGGAAAAGUGGAUAUGGCCUAGGAGACGGUGCUCCGGCUAUGGGAGGGUGUAACCUCGUGGGACCCCAGAUUUCAGCGGCUUCCAAUUAGAUGACGUAUAUUUAGCACCUGGCUUACCCCGAGCUAUGGAAUACGACCACAUCCGGUAGAGUUUAUACUAGGAAGAGUUUAGCUUCAUGCAUUUACAUGCAUUGUAUAUGUACG